Messenger RNA from Frankliniella occidentalis (western flower thrips), 666 nucleotides. RefSeq names its product ejaculatory bulb-specific protein 3. The transcript has 2 exons. The record is from RefSeq and is a predicted model, not a curated record. The coding region runs from base 118 to 504 and encodes 128 amino acids. Lineage: Eukaryota; Metazoa; Arthropoda; Insecta; Thysanoptera; Thripidae.
AGCGCGACCAGUGGCCCGGGACGAGUACUUCGUGUCCAGCAGAGGUGAGUCUGCAGUGUUCCAGACACCAACAAGCUUCUUGCCCUAUCGCGCAUCCGAGUCCCCUCUCGAGUAACUAUGACGCGUGCGUGGUCUUUGGCCUGCCUGUUGGCUGUAAUCCUGCUCGCCGAGGCUGUGGAGAAGUACGAAGAGGGCCGCUUCGCCCACAUCAACGUCGACGAGGUCCUGGGCAACCAACGAAUCCUCGGCUCCUUCAUCAAGUGCUUCUUGGAGGAGGGGCCGUGCACGGCGGACGCCCGCGACAUGAAGAAGCUGCUGCCAGAGGUGAUUGACAGCAACUGCGAAAGGUGCACUGAUAAUCAGAAGAAAAUGAUGGCAAAGGCUGUGAAGCAUGUGAAAGAUACCCGUCCAGAGGACUGGGAGAAACUUGCCAACAAAUACGACCCAGCCCAUGCUAAAACUGAGGAUAUAGACAAGUUCAUAAGUGAUUCUCUUGCUUUGUAAGAAAUUCGAUGAUUAAAUAAGGUUGUCAAAAAAAUGUCACAAUAUUUAGUUAAUCAAUGAUUUAUUCUAGAACUUUUUGAAACUCUUCUUGGAUCCAGCACCCUUGGAGACCUUCAGGACGUUGAAGCGAACAGUCUUGCUGAGGGGGCGGCACUCUCCAAC